AUGGGCGAGCGAAAAUCACACGUCAAAAGCAGACUUGGUUGUACUCAGUGCAAGGCGCGAAGAGUGAAGUGUGAUGAGCGUCAUCCGACAUGCUCAAAUUGCAAGCGGCGACAAGAAGAAUGCUCGUACAAAAUUGCGGAAGCUCUCACCCCCUCCCCGGAAGCGGGUAUACCGGACCAUGCCAAUGGAAUUACAAUCAGUCAUAAGCUGCAUCUCAAGCAGAUGGAGCUCUUGCACCACUACCUGACAGAUACUUACGCGACGCUGGCCAUUCGCCCUCAAGGUCCUCCUACACAAUUGUUCGAAGUACCCAAAUUGGCGUUCAGGCACGACUACUUGCUCGACACGCUGCUUGCGAUCACUUCACUGCACAUCGCAAAGACGCGACCCGAAGAAGGCCGGCGAGAACUUGUUGCAGAUGCAGUCCGGUAUCAGGCCCGUGCUCUAUCUUCCUAUAGGCACAGUCUGGCGAAUCUUACUGCGGAGGACUGUCAAGCUUUAUAU
Pseudocercospora fijiensis CIRAD86 is the source of this 504-nucleotide messenger RNA. RefSeq lists its product as uncharacterized. The annotation marks the transcript as partial. The record is from RefSeq and is a predicted model, not a curated record. The transcript has 2 exons. Lineage: Eukaryota; Fungi; Ascomycota; Dothideomycetes; Mycosphaerellales; Mycosphaerellaceae. Gene Ontology annotation, biological process: regulation of transcription by RNA polymerase II. Gene Ontology annotation, molecular function: zinc ion binding; DNA-binding transcription activator activity, RNA polymerase II-specific.